Messenger RNA from Aureobasidium pullulans EXF-150, 2231 nucleotides. RefSeq names its product cytochrome P450. The transcript is spliced from 3 exons. Gene Ontology annotation, molecular function: heme binding; iron ion binding; oxidoreductase activity, acting on paired donors, with incorporation or reduction of molecular oxygen. The record is from RefSeq and is a predicted model, not a curated record. Bases 1 to 2058 code for a protein of 685 amino acids. NCBI's taxonomy places the organism in Eukaryota, Fungi, Ascomycota, Dothideomycetes, Dothideales, Saccotheciaceae.
AUGGCCCUCAUAUCAAUCAUCGCGGUGGUAGUCGUCGUUGCUGUCGUGUCAUUCAUCAACUAUCUGAACAACAGCAAGAAGAACCAACUACCGGCAGGAGUACAGAGACUGCCAGGCCCAAAAGGCUAUCCAAUCCUUGGCAGUGUAUCAGACGUGCCAGACAAGAAUAGUUUUCUGAAGUUUCACGAAUGGGGCCAACAGUAUGGGCCUAUCUACCAAGUCAACCUUGCCGGCCAAAACCAUGUCUGGAUCACACGAGAUAGUGUUGCCCAAGAAAUCCUCGGCAAGCGUGCUGCCAACAACUCCGAGCGUCCUUUCAUUCCAUCUCUGCAAGCCGACAACCGUAACAGCGGUCACUAUCUUCCUCUGAUGUCUCGAAACGAACUAUGGACAAGACAGAGAAAGUUCGCGAAGCAGAUCAUGGACAAAUCAUCAGCGAAUGCCUUUUACAACUACCCUGAGCUCGAGUCUGUUCGUCUUCUCUUCGAACUCAUGACCGAUCCUUCUCGAUACAAUCACGCGCUGGAAUCUUUCAUCUCAAGAGUCACUUGCAGGCUGGGAUGGGGCACUGCAGCUCCGUCCGAUGAGCUCAAACAGCGAGCCAGAGAACUGCUCAUAGGUGUCUCACCUAACGGCGCGUUGACCAACAAACUCGGUUUCCUCAAAAAGCUUCCCGAAGCUAUCGUCCCAGCAAAAGCUUGGGAGUUUCGCAGAUACAGAACCGAGUCUCGCUUCUUCACCAUACUGCAGAACGAAGUUAGGGAGAAGCUCAAGAGCAAGACUGCUCCAGAGUCUUGGAUGCGUCAUUUCCUGGAGAACAAGACUGCGACUGGCUUCGCGUCUGAUCUCGAAGGCGCUUAUGCUGUCGGUAUGCAUGGCAUUGCUGGAGCUCUGACAAUCGCUGCGCCCAUGCAAAGCUUCUGUCUCGCCAUGUGCCAUCAUCCACAGUACCAGUCAAUACUUCACGAGGAGAUCGACCGAGUCUGUGGCGAUAGGUUGCCGAAGCUCAGUGAUAUGCCAGACAUGCCUGUGCUAAGAGCCUUUAUCAGAGAGACACUGCGCUGGCGUCCUCCUGUCCCGACUGGCAUUCCUCACGAGUCUGUGAAGGACGAUAUCUACGAAGGCUACCUGAUUCCUGCUGGUUCCGUCAUGCACCCUCUCGAAUGGUCUAUCAGUCGUGAUCCAGAAGUUUUUCCCGAGCCCGAUGCAUUCAACCCAAUGCGUUGGUUGGAGACCAAGUACCCAACCUACCAAGAACCUCUGACCAAAUAUCCUACCAUCACCCAGUACAGUCAGUUCGGCUAUGGACGUCGCAUUUGUGCAGGCAUGGGUGUCGCCGAAGCUGAUCUCUUCGUCGGUAUUGGCAGUUUGGCAUGGAUGUUCUCUCUCAGCGCCAGCGACGCCGAAGCCGAGAAAGCCGCAGAACUACCCAAGGAACCCGUUCCGUCAUCAUUGCCAGUCCACAAAGAAGCCGAGAAAGCAACAUCACUACCAUCAGGCAUGCAAACACCUCCAUCAGAGACCGAGAUUGAAGAACAACUCGACGAACACUUUUCAGAAAAGAUGCUGCCAGCAGACACCUCUAUGCUCUCCCGCAAGAAGACCGUCAAGAAGCCAAAGUCUCUCGAGUCUGGCGGCGGCCUCAGCCGAGCAAAGACUGUGACUUACAAGCUGCGUCUACCAGGCUCAUCACUGCCAGGUCAAUUCCCCGCUUUCUUCGAACAACACACCGGCCCCGACACACCUCCCUCGUCACCAAAAGCCCGCACCGCAAUGGCAGGAACACCAGACAUGCCAGCCGUCGACAACAUGUUCAACAGCGCCGCCGACGAAAAAGCUUCAAAACCAGACCCUACACUCGAAUACUCGAGUUUGUUGAUUGCCAAACCUCUACCUUUCAAAUUCAAUAUGAAGAUCAGGAAUAAGAAAAAGGCUGAAUACGUCGCGAGAGAAUGGAUGUUUUAUAAGAUGGAUGGCGAGUUUGAGGAUUCGAAGUGUUAUUGGGAAGGUGGGAAUGCUGGAAACAAUAUGUAUGGGUGGGGUGAGGUGCACAAAUGAUGCGAUGUGUUCGGGCUGGCCAGCUUGCUGUGCUGUUCAUUCCUUCUCUUUUUGCUCCUUUUACUUUCCUUUCUCGUUGGGCUUCUCCUUCCUCUUGUCAUGACUCUCGCUGUAUAAGCUUUCUCGUUUUCUCACUCGCCUACGACUCAUUCUUUUGAUACCUUAGCAUCAAG